ACAGCUGUGGUUUCAGACUGCUGACUUGCAGUAUGUAAGCAACGACACCACCAAGGUUCCCCCACGAAGCUCACCGAGAGAUAAUCAAGUGACCCAACAGAAAGUAUGUGAAUGAAGCACCACCCAUUCUGCACUUCGGAAGACAUCACUUCAUCAUGGGACAGCAAAUUUCGGAUCAAACGCAGCUGGUUAUUAACAAGUUACCAGAAAAAGUAGCAAAACAUGUCACAUUGGUUCGAGAAAGUGGCACUUUAACUUAUGAAGAAUUUCUCGGGAGAGUAGCUGAACUUAAUGAUGUAACUGCUAAAGUGGCUACAGGCCAGGAAAAACAUCUUCUCUUUGAAGUGCAACCUGGGUCUGAUUCCUCUGCCUUGUGGAAAGUGAUUGUAAGAGUGGUGUGUACCAAGAUUAACAAAAGCAGUGGAAUUGUGGAAGCAUCACGAAUCAUGAACCUGUACCAGUUUAUGCAGCUUUACAAAGACAUCACAAUUCAAGCAGCAGGUGUCCUGGCACAGAGCUCCACCUUGGAAAACCCUGGCGAAAACUCAUCAUCUCAAGCGUCUUGUCAGGCUAGUCUUUGGAUGGGAAGGGUGAAGCAGCUGACUGACGAGGAAGAGUGCUGUAUCUGCAUGGAUGGCCGAUCAGACCUCAUCCUGCCCUGCACUCACAGCUUCUGUCAGAAGUGCAUUGAUAAGUGGAGUGAUCGGCACAGGAAUUGUCCUAUCUGUCGCCUACAGAUGACUGGUGCAAAUGAAUCUUGGGUGGUGUCAGAUGCACCCACUGAAGAUGAUAUGGCUAACUAUAUUCUUAACAUGGCUGACGACGCAGGCCAGCCCCAUCAGCCGUGACCUUUGGAUGAAGGUCUCCUGUUGGGACUGUGGGCUGUGAGCGCUUUGACCAAGUGAGAAGAAUUCAGGGCUGUUGUGGCACGGACACAGAAAAACUAUUUUCCCUUAUUUUUGGUAUUCUGAUGUCCCAUUUCUUUUGAUAAAACUUUCCAUGUCUUCCAUUAGUGGUAAACUGAAUUUUGCUACUGUUUGAGACUAUAUUUUACUAUUUCUUAAUGUGUUCUAAUAUGUAUUAGAACUACCAUAUAUACUCGAAUAUAAGCCGGCCCAAAUAUCCGCCGAGGCACCUAAUUUUACCACAAAGGCUGCAUUAAAAAUGUGCUGAGAAACUCAGCUUAUACUCGAGUAGAUACGGUUAAUUGCUUCAUGAAUCCUUUGCCAAGGUUACAUCAACAUUUCCAGAAGAUUCCGAUACACUACUUAAUUUUUCAGGGCAGGAGUGUUCUGGAAUAUUUUUAGUUAGGUUUGAAAUAGACAUUGAAAUAUUUAAAAAGAGGUAACCAUCUGAAAAAUGUUUUAAUAUUUUUUUAUUGACUGAAAAUGUAGAACACAUCCAAGUGCAUGUUACUACUUAACUCUGGUCUUUGUGCUGGAAUCUACGGUGUAUGUACACCCCCUUGUGUCUAAGUAUUGCUCCUGUAAUAUUUUUACUUGAAAUAAUCCACAAUUAUUUCAUAACGUUAGCCAUGUGUUUUGAACUACAUAUUUUAAAACUAAAAGUAUUUGGGUUUA
This is a messenger RNA of Echinops telfairi (small Madagascar hedgehog), 1580 nucleotides long. It is a transcript of the gene RNF141, whose product is annotated as ring finger protein 141. Gene Ontology annotation, molecular function: ubiquitin-protein transferase activity. The record is from RefSeq and is a predicted model, not a curated record. Bases 156 to 848 code for a protein of 230 amino acids. Gene Ontology annotation, biological process: protein autoubiquitination. The transcript has 6 exons. Lineage: Eukaryota; Metazoa; Chordata; Mammalia; Afrosoricida; Tenrecidae.